Scomber scombrus (Atlantic mackerel) is the source of this 729-nucleotide messenger RNA. It is a transcript of the gene rpp21, whose product is annotated as ribonuclease P 21 subunit. The coding region runs from base 143 to 610 and encodes 155 amino acids. The record is from RefSeq and is a predicted model, not a curated record. Gene Ontology annotation, biological process: tRNA processing. Gene Ontology annotation, cellular component: nucleolar ribonuclease P complex. NCBI's taxonomy places the organism in Eukaryota, Metazoa, Chordata, Actinopteri, Scombriformes, Scombridae. The transcript is spliced from 5 exons.
UAUUUUGUACAACACGCACAAUUAAGAAAUAAUUUGUAUAAAUCCCGCGAGAGUUUGGCAAAUCAAGGAUAACCAUGCAGUCAGGAGACUAUCAGAGAGACUAGAAAACAAUAACUGUGACUUUUUCAAAGCUUUGUGUGAAAUGGCAGGGCAAUUAAAAGACAAAGAAGCUUACCAGCGACUGAACUAUCUGUACCAGGCUGCACAUUGUGUUUUAUCCCAAAACCCGGAAAAUGUAGAGUUGGCUCGUUUCUACUGCUUCACCCAGAAGACCAUAGCAAGACGUUUAGUUCUUAGACAGGACCCAUCAGUGAAAAGAACAUUAUGCAAGAAGUGCUGCUCAUUGCUCAUCCCCGGUGUAACUGCUACAACAAGACAAAGAAGAAAAAAUAGAAAGACUCGCUUCACUGUGGUGAAGUGUCUCCUUUGUGGGCAGAGCAAGACAUUAUUGAAUAACCCAGAUUAUUGUCUGUGGGUAGACCGACCCGAGGCCCAGCUACAGCAACAAAAGCAGCCAGAUCGAGGCCCCUCUGUUAAAAAUCAGCCGAAAGACUCAGAUCCUGAUAAGUCUGCAUCUUCUACACCCAGUACGAGUACUGCUGGGACAUAACCGCAUUUCUCCUCUCCUGAGUGUCAAAUACUGGAUCCAUUUUUUUCUUCUUUCUUUUGGGUACAUUAUGUGUAGCUUUGUUAUAUAUUUCAUAAAUUGAAGCAACUAGUCUGAUUUAG